AUGGCCUGGCGCUGUUCCGGCCGGACCAACGCCGAACUGGUGAGCAACCUGUUCUCCGCGGGGCUGAUCACGUCUCCUCGCGUGCGCGAUGCCAUGUCGUCCGUAGACCGGGCGCAUUACUGCCCAUCGUCGCCGCUGGCCGCGUACGAAGACUCGCCGCAAUCGAUCGGCUUCAGCGCGACCAUCUCCGCCCCGCACAUGCACGCGUCGGCGUGCGAGAACCUGCUGGAAUACUUGCCGGAGAACAAGGACGCGCGCGUGCUCGACAUUGGAAGCGGCAGCGGAUACCUCACGCACGUCCUGGCCAAUCUGGUCUGUGGACCCGACGGCGGCGGGGCCGGCAAGGUGGUGGGCAUCGAUCAUAUCCAAGGCCUGGUCGACUUGGCUAGACAAAACAUCCGCCGGAGCGAGGAAGGACGGCGGUUGCUGGACACGGGCAAGCUCGAGUUGGUCGUCGGUGACGGGCGCAAGGGCUACGCCGAGGCAGGGCCCUACGACGCCAUUCACGUCGGAGCCGCCGCCCGCGAACUGCACCAGUCCCUCAUCGACCAGCUCAAGAGCCCCGGCAGAAUGUUCAUUCCCGUCGAAGACCCUGAUGGCUGGGGUAGCCAGUGGAUCUGGGUCGUCGACAAGGAUCACAACGGCAAUGUGUCCAAGAAGAGAGACAUGGGCGUGCGCUACGUCCCGCUGACCGAUGCCCCCAAGUGA
Molecule: messenger RNA, 708 nt
Organism: Capronia epimyces CBS 606.96
Lineage: Eukaryota; Fungi; Ascomycota; Eurotiomycetes; Chaetothyriales; Herpotrichiellaceae
Product: protein-L-isoaspartate O-methyltransferase
Exons: 1
Coding region: 1-708 (235 amino acids)
Biological process (GO): protein modification process
Cellular component (GO): cytoplasm
Molecular function (GO): protein-L-isoaspartate (D-aspartate) O-methyltransferase activity
Source: RefSeq, a predicted model, not a curated record